This is a messenger RNA of Meira miltonrushii, 2028 nucleotides long. RefSeq lists its product as uncharacterized. NCBI's taxonomy places the organism in Eukaryota, Fungi, Basidiomycota, Exobasidiomycetes, Exobasidiales, Brachybasidiaceae. Gene Ontology annotation, cellular component: Cdc73/Paf1 complex. The transcript has a single exon. The record is from RefSeq and is a predicted model, not a curated record. Gene Ontology annotation, molecular function: RNA polymerase II complex binding; chromatin binding. Gene Ontology annotation, biological process: transcription elongation by RNA polymerase II. The coding region runs from base 37 to 2001 and encodes 654 amino acids.
UUCAUUACGACUCGCUAACGACGUCAAAUACACAAGAUGUCCUCCUCAUCAAGGAAGAGAUCCGAAUUCAUCGAGAGGAUACGGUAUCCUAAUCCUCUACCUCUACCGCCCUAUCCUCCAAAGCUUUUGGCGAUUCCAACACCAUUCUCACGAUUCACAGAUCCUAGACGAUUCGGACCAAGACUUGCACAAAGUCAUCCAUUACCUGUAGUCGUGGAUGCGGAAGCUGGAAUGCCACUCAACCUGACAGACUUUCCACAAGCAUGGUAUACGGAUCAAGAACUAGAAGCAGACGAUAACGUAUUUCCACGCUUGGAUGCGAAUGAAGUGGAUGUGGACCCGGAAGAUGCUUUCCUGCUAUCGGACAUGUUGGAAAAGUUACCUGGAACCAGUAAUGGAAUCGAUAGAAAACAAGGCGGUCCCGGUGGUCCAGUAGAUACGAAUGAUAUCACCUGGCUCAGAAGGACAGAAUAUUUGGCAGCCGAACAACAAAAGCGCAAAAAGAGAGAUUUGAACGACCGAUCAAAUGAAAAGAUUGAUUCUUCGAGGGAAGGACAACUGGCAAGGAUUGAAGAAUCUUUUCGCGUUGCAAACCAACCGCUUGCAUCUGUACGACAUCCUACUAAAGCUGGCUUGCGUGCUGUAGACUCGUUCAGUCUUUUACCCGAUCCAGAUACAUGGGCAACGCAAUACAACGUCUUCCGCUUCGGCGAUCCACCCGGAAGGCUUAACGAUAACAAACCAAUCGAAGAUCCUCGAUUGGAAACUGCAAUCUUACGACCUCAUUCAGAUCUGGUCAAUCAACCGAUCUAUUCGCUCUUCCUCAUUCAUGCAGCCGAUCGAAUCGAAGAAGAGGAAGAAGGGGAUGGCGAUCUGUUUGACGAUGAUGAAGAUGAAGACAAACCGAAAAAGAAGAAAAAGCUUGUCGAACGCACACCGGAAGAACAAAUGGCGAUCGAAAAUGCAGAAAGUGUACGAUUGAUCCAAAGUAGAAAGGAAGGGCAACACACAGACGCACAAGAACAAGAUGUUGUCGAAGCACCUUUUGAUACGGAAGAAAGCGAACAACCUCCUGUUCAAUUGGCCCACUCGAAAGAUUACGAAGCGCAUGAUGAAACAAAUAGAAAAGAUCAAGAAUUGAUUUUGACGUACAUUGAUACUGAAUCACAAAAUGAUGGAGAAGGGGUCAAAGGUGGUACUUUGCCUGCAGUCUCUCGAUUCGAAAACAAUUAUCGCUUGCACGAAGGUGCAAAUGCAGAAACGAACGGAAAUUCUGGCAAUCAAGACAAGGUUAUCUAUUAUCACCCCGUCACUUCUCGUGCUGCUUUACGUGUACGUAGAAGAAGGGCAAACGAUCCUCUACCGCCAGAGCAUUGGGAUGCAGUUUCAUUGCAAAAACGAUCUUUGUCAAUGUAUGAAAAGAUUGAACGAUUACAUGAGCGAAUCGUGGUGGAUGAUUUGGAUCUGAAACGGUUGCCAGACAAGAUCGAAUUGCCGGCGGAAGAAGUGAUGGACGAAGAAGCGGAACAAGCGGCGAUUGCUGAAGGAGAAGCUGCUGUAAGAGAAGGAAGUGCAGACGGAGAGGGUGAAGCAGAUGAAGAAGAAGCAAAAGAAAGGCAAGGAUCCAGUGGGCCUCGUGCUAAACGUGAUCGUGGCGUUAUCAGGGAUGAUGACGAUGAAGACGAAGGCGGUGGAGCUGCAGAAGCAAAGAAGGCAACUACUACCAACGAAGAUGAUGAUGAAGAAGAGGACGGUGGCUCAGACAAUGAUGCUUCAGGAUCAGAAGAUUCAGCGGCGCAAUCUGAUGAAGAUAUGGAUGAAGAUGAAUUAGCAGCAUUACAAGCUGAUGCAGGAGAAGAUGCUGCACCGGAAGAAGAAGAAGAAGAAGCAGGAGGAAGACGUAGAAGUCGUAGAGGUGGUGGUGCAGGACAAAGUGGUGAUGUUGAAGAAGAACGUGCGCCGAAAGAGCCACUCUCGAUGGAUGUUGAUGAAGAGGACUGAUUGUGUCAAAACAUCUUACAUGUACAA